CCCCUCUUUGCUGUACCGACCACAAGUCUUCUCUGUCAUUCUCACUAUUCGUCAUGGCCAUGAAAAGGAAAUUCGAUGAUACCGGCGACGCGACAUACAAGGUACGCGUCUGGAUCUAUACUAGUCACUUUGCCAACUCUGCACUUUCAGGAGGCAAAGCAGUUAAAAUGUGUUCCUUUCCCCCACUGCGAACCUGACAACGACGUUGCAAUGUCUGACGCCGAGCCUCUUUAUUCCUCUCAUCAUAUGCGCGCCUCUUCUAAUGCCAGCUCAGCAUCCUCCGACACUUUCGAUUCUCCUUCGACAUACUCCCGUAUGUAACCUAACUCUCUCUUAAUUUUUUCAAGUCAAUCAUCAGUAUUUUAGCCGCCUACCCAACCUUUGAACUCUACCCCCUCCCUUUCUUCAACAGCGUUGAAUCCGUCGACCAAAAUUCUCACCCUUGCUCGGACUACUCGGCUCAACCAAACGUCG
This is a messenger RNA of Guyanagaster necrorhizus, 474 nucleotides long. RefSeq lists its product as uncharacterized. The record is from RefSeq and is a predicted model, not a curated record. The transcript has a single exon. The coding region runs from base 76 to 321 and encodes 81 amino acids. NCBI's taxonomy places the organism in Eukaryota, Fungi, Basidiomycota, Agaricomycetes, Agaricales, Physalacriaceae.